GCGCGCUGCUCGCCGCCUGCCGGGCGGCCGAGCCCGCGGCGGGGAGCAGCAGCCGGCGGCGGCGGCUGAGCGCCGAGGAAGGCAUCUCCUUCGAGUACCACCGCUACGCCGAGCUGCGGGAGGCGCUGGUGGCCGUGUGGCUGCAGUGCCCGGCCAUCAGCAGGAUCUACACGGUGGGGCGCAGCGCCGAGGGCCGCGAGCUGCUGGUCAUCGAGGUGUCCGACCGGCCCGGCGAGCACGAGCCCGGAGAGCCAGAAUUUAAAUAUGUUGGGAAUAUGCAUGGGAAUGAAGCUGUUGGAAGGGAGCUGCUCAUCUUCUUGGCUCAGUACUUGUGUAAUGAAUACCAGAAAGGCAACGAAACUAUUAUCAACCUGAUCCACAGCACACGUAUCCAUAUCAUGCCAUCUUUGAAUCCGGAUGGCUUUGAGAAGGCAGCAUCCCAGCCCGGUGAACUUAAAGACUGGUUUGUUGGUCGAAGUAAUGCCCAGGGGAUAGAUCUAAACCGAAAUUUCCCUGAUCUGGAUAGGAUAGUCUAUGUUAAUGAGAAGGAAGGUGGCCCAAACAAUCACCUCCUGAAAAACAUGAAGAAAGCUGUGGACCAGAAUCCCAAGCUUGCUCCUGAAACAAAAGGUGUCAUUCACUGGAUUAUGGAUAUUCCCUUUGUGCUCUCUGCCAAUCUUCAUGGAGGAGACCUUGUUGCAAAUUACCCUUAUGAUGAGACUCGGAGUGGCAGUGCUCAUGAAUACAGCUCCUGCCCCGAUGAUGCUAUUUUUCAAAGCCUGGCUCGCAGUUACUCUUCUUUAAACCCCGCUAUGUCUGAUCCAAACAGACCACCGUGUCGUAAAAAUGAUGAUGACAGCAGCUUUGUGGAUGGAACGACGAAUGGUGGUGCGUGGUACAGUGUCCCAGGAGGUAUGCAGGAUUUCAAUUACCUCAGCAGCAACUGCUUUGAAAUCACAGUGGAGCUUAGUUGUGAAAAAUUCCCACCUGAAGAAACUCUGAAGGGCUACUGGGAGGACAACAAGAACUCCCUCAUCAAUUACAUUGAGCAGAUUCACCGAGGAGUGAAGGGUUUUGUUAAAGAUCUUCAGGGCAAUCCAAUAGCAAAUGCUACAAUUUCUGUGGAGGGAAUAAGCCAUGACAUUACGUCAGCCAAGGAUGGUGAUUACUGGAGACUGCUUGUGCCUGGAAACUACAAACUCACAGCCUCAGCACCAGGUUAUCUAGCAAUAACUAAAAAAGUAGCUGUGCCCUUUAGUCCUGCUGUUGUGGUUGAUUUUGAACUGGAGUCGUUGUCUGAAAGAAAAGAAGAGGAGAAAGAAGAGUUGAUGGAAUGGUGGAAGAUGAUGUCAGAAACACUAAAUUUUUAAAUGAAGAUUUGGGCUUUACAGCUUUGAAUCUAUUAUAUGUUGACUUAGUAUAAUGUACUGUGGAAAGUCCCUAUAUUUUAGAUUUUGUGCACUUCACAAUAUUUAACUUCGAUUUUUUCAGUCAUCUUUUGAUUAAUAUGAUUAAAAAUAAAUACUAAACACCUAGCUAGAUACAUAAGUUAUUAAUUUUCUUUCAUAUUGUUAUAGAAAAUUUACUCUAAUAUACAAAUCAGAAAAAAAAAUGAGUGAAUGUCUCUGCAGCCUAUAUGGAAGUACAAUCUUGUGUAUUAUGUACAAGUUCAGGAUGUGUAUGUUAAAUUUUGAUUUAAGAAAAAAUAAAUAAAAUGCUGUAGUCAGUUCCCAAUACCGCCAGAAAUAUUUGACAUAUUUGCAUAGUAGUAGACAGUGCUCUUUACUGAGUUCUAUACUGAGUGUUAUUGAAAAGAUUUAUAAUAGCAAUGUGGUGGUGUAAUUAUUAAAAUACAGUAUAACAUUUUGUAUGUCUCUGGUAUUGGGACUGUUCAAAUAUGUAAGAACCAUAAACUUCUGACUUCAUUUCAGUAAGCAGAAAGAAUCUUCAUUAACUCUUUUAUUAAAGAUGGCAUGAAAUGAAUUCAAGAAUGAACAGUUUUUUUCUUAAACUGUUAAUGAUAUCUCAAGAUCAGGUUUAAAUUAUUUCUCAUUAUUUACUAACCAAAUUAAAAAUUCUGAGUGGAUGAAGAAGAAAAGCUUGUGCAUAUUGUUAAUAUGCUGCUUAUGUUUGUUUUCCAGCAAGAAAAAAGGAAUUUCAGAUCAUAUCGGUUCAAAUUAUAUACCUGCUUUUUCAACAGACUUCAAAUGUAUCAGUGCUGUCUAGCUAAUCCGCUGAAAGUUUGUAUGGUCACUGAAAGAACUGUUUUGUUUGGUUCCAACUUUAUUUCUUCUGUUAGUCUUACUGGGAUCUAGAUGCAAGGCAGAUAAUUGAAAAUUUUAUUAGUAGUGAAAUUUGACCAAAAAAGUAGUUUCAAUUAAAAAAAAAAAUCUUUCUUCCUCCUUUCCUUUUUCUUUUUUUUUUCUUUUUUUAGAGUAUAGUAUACUUGAAUUAACUUGCUUUGGUAUUUUGUCUAAGUUGAGUGAAAAUUGUGAAGUCAGAGAAUUACAACAUGAACUCUAGUGGGUGCAAGUACGAUUCUUCUGAAACUGCUGCUUUAUAUCAACAAAGCAUCUUAUCUGUUUGAAAGUUUUGACACUAUUGCUGCUCUAUUUUAAUUCAAGAUCGGAUAUUUGAUAUGGAUUUCCUUCCUCUGUCUGUGUUUUGAUGAGCGUAUUAUUUUAGCUGAUGUUGUAGAAGUUCAGUACCAUUUAGAAUCAACCAGCAAUGCAUUAUCAUGUUCCCACCUUAAGUGAAAAAUCACAUUUCCAGGAGUAGGAUCCAAAUUUAUCUCCUUGGAGUAUUUAAAUAUCUACUGAAAAAUAUUGUUUUUUGACAAUUUGAUAUUCUUUAGUAAAAACAGUACUCGAUCCUUUGCAGUAAAAAUUUAACCACACAUGGGUAGAUUGAACAGCAAUAAGAAGGAAUACACUAUCUGGUCAAGAAUUUACUCUGAAACCUGUAGAUUGUUCAGUUGUUAGGUGCUGAACUGCAGCCCUUGGGGAAACUUAACAUGCUGUUAUCCAGUGGUGACCUUUGAAUCUCCAGUGUGAGGAGGAGCCUCUGUGUCAAACCAAGAACCUUACCUGUGCACAUCUUGGGAACAGCCUAGGCAAGCUGGGCCCAUGAGCAUGCAUGGAUGAAGGAUGCCUGGUUGCACCAGCUUAGCUGUGCACACAGUGAUAAUUGGAAAGAUUAAGGCACAUAGCCCAAAACACAUCUCGUGUCUGGAAGUGGUGAUACUGUUUUCAGCAAAACCAGGUGAAACUGAAGCAAGCAGUAUAAAAAUUAAAGAGACCACUGGCAUAUGGGCAACUGGCUACAGUUGUGUUUCUGGCCUGUAAACUAAUGUAAUGAGGCAAAUGUGUAUUUAUGCUCUGCCCCUUCCAAACCUUACAAUAUCAACCCAAACAGUAUUACUGUGUGGUGCAAUGCCUGUUAUGCAUCUGGUUUUCCUGUGUGGUGGAUUGUAUGACAUAGCUAGUGCAGACAUUGCAUCAAACUGAUCUCAUAAAACAUUUCUCACCCUUACUUGUAGUAACGUGAGAUUCUCUAGUCUACUGUUUUGUGCAUUGACAAUGAAAUGUGUUUUCCCAUAAAUGUUUUGCUUUAGGUGACUGCUUGCUAUUACUGUGCUGAGAACAGGUUACAGUAAUUAACUGUUAUAACACCAGAACCACUGCUACUGUUCUUGUUGUAGGUAAACAUCCUUCAGAGCAGCGUAGCCAGGAUUCUCAGUGAAUUAUGUAGCUUUCCUAGCUGAACUGAGCUGUGUUGCAGGGCUGUGUAUGUUUAAAUGGAAGAUUAAAGUGUUGUGUGAUGCUGAGCUUUUGGUUUAAAAGGCACAUGCUGUACUAUUGUACAAUAAAUCUACAGGUUUAUUUAAAACUUAA
Molecule: messenger RNA, 3893 nt
Organism: Numida meleagris (helmeted guineafowl)
Lineage: Eukaryota; Metazoa; Chordata; Aves; Galliformes; Numididae
Gene: CPE
Product: carboxypeptidase E
Biological process (GO): proteolysis
Molecular function (GO): zinc ion binding; metallocarboxypeptidase activity
Source: RefSeq, a predicted model, not a curated record